CGUAAGAAGUGGAUUUACUGACAUGGCAGCAGUCUACAUACACCAGCUGCAGUAUUUUAAUUUGAAUUAACCUACGGUAGUUAAAGCCAAUGCUCAUCUUUUCUUCCAGAAGAAAAGGGGUCAUGUGGGAGGGCCAUAACAAAUUAUGAAAGGACAAGUAGUGACCCAAGAAAUGUGUGUCUUUGCAUAAUCUUUUUUAAACGUCUCUGCCCGUCCAGAUUAAAAUAUGACCUCUGUUUAAUGGGUUCUGAACCACUGCAGACACAAGGCCUAAACAUAGCAACGAUGAUCUUUUCUGGUUUUGAAAAAAGUGAUAAUAAUAACAACAUCAUCUGGUAUCGUAGUGUAGUAUUGAUAGUCCUUAAUUUAUCUUUCUUCAGAUAAGAAAGACUUACAUCAGGCUUCUUCUUUUUUCAAUGACACUUUCAAAAGCAACAAAACAUCUGACAUGUUCUAUCAUAUACACUGACCGCAACUCUGCAAUGUAAAGAAUAAGAGGACGUCCAUGUGAGCAAUUAUACAAGACAUCAGGGUGGAGCAAAGAUCAAACUGGUCCAUCGUGUCCUAAAACAUUAAUUUGCAUUACAAAAUCUAAUCUAAAGUCCAAAGGUGGAAGCUACGACCUUUUAUUUGUUUUUAUAUCAUCAGUGACUCAGCUAAAUUCAGAGAAACCAGUCCCAGCCCCUUUUAGUGUUUGAUUUAAAACCAGUAUUUAAAGCUCUUCCUCCUCUUCGUCAGCACUUUCCUUCUGGUUUCUAUUGCAGAAAUGGCCACAGCAGGUAAGGUCAUCAAGUGCAAGGCAGCGGUGGCCUGGGAGCCCAUCAAGCCUUUGGUGAUUGAGGAGAUCGAGGUAGCGCCUCCUCAGGCCAACGAGGUCCGCAUCAAGAUUAUAGCCACCGGUUUAUGCCACACAGAUCUGUAUCCUCUUUUUGAGAAUACCAAUACAGAAAGCUUCCCAAUAGUCCUUGGUCAUGAAGGUGCUGGAAUCGUUGAGAGUGUCGGGCCUGGCGUCACAGAAUUGCAGCCAGGGGACAAGGUUAUCCCUCUCCCCAUCUCCCAGUGCCGAGAAUGUCGCUUCUGCAAGAAUCCUAAGACAAACGAGUGUGUGAAAGGAUGGUCCGCUCGUGGUUUUGAUAUAAUGGCAGAGCCCGACUCCAGGUUUACCUGUAAAGGCAAGAAGUUGCUGCAGUUUUUGGGAACCAGCACCUUCUCUGAGUACACUGUGAUAAACCAGGUAGCUGUGGCUAAGAUCGACCCAGCUGCUCCUCUGGAAAAGGUCUGUCUCUUUGGCUGUAGCAUCUGCACUGGAUAUGGAGCAGCAGUUAAUACUGCUAAGGUGGAACCAGGCUCCACGUGUGCUGUGUUUGGCCUGGGAGCUGUGGGUUUGGCUGCAGUCAUGGGCUGCAAGUCUGCAGGAGCUAAGAGGAUUAUUGCUGUUGACAUCAAUCCACAGAAGGCUGAGAAGGCCAAAGUGUUUGGUGCAACUGAAUUUGUGAACCCCAAAGAUCACGAUAAACCCAUCAAACAGGUGUUGAUAGAGAUGACUGACGGAGGAGUGGACUACUCUCUGGAAUGUACCGGCAAUGUGGAAGUCAUGCGCAGUGCCUUGGAGUGUUGCGUGAAAGGUUGGGGUGUCAGUGUGAUUGUUGGAUGGACAGACAUGCAUGACUUUGCUGCCAGACCUGUUCAGCUCAUUACUGGACGUACAUGGAAGGGAUCCCUGUUUGGAGGGUUUAAGAGCAGAGAUGGCGUACCUCAGAUGGUUAAAGCCUACCUUGACAAGAAGGUGUUGGUGGAUGAGUUCAUUUCUCACAAAUUGACUUUGGCCCAGGUCAACGAUGCUAUUGAACUGAUGAGACACGGCAAAUGCAUCCGGGUGGUUCUAAGUGUCACUCCAUGAUAAGAUCAACGUGUUUGUCACAGAAGCAUUAAAGCAUGAUUUUAGAAACAGACAACAAUAUACUUUAUGUACAUGAUCAUGACCAAUUAAUACUGUUGAGCAGAUUAUGCGCAGACAGUGUAACUCUCAUGUUUGCUCAAAAAGUUUUAAACGCUCAAAUGUUUGAGUGUUUGUGAAGGCAAAUAAAUGGCUAAAAGAAGUGGGACUGGA
Molecule: messenger RNA, 2110 nt
Organism: Mugil cephalus (flathead mullet)
Lineage: Eukaryota; Metazoa; Chordata; Actinopteri; Mugiliformes; Mugilidae
Product: alcohol dehydrogenase 1-like
Exons: 9
Coding region: 767-1900 (377 amino acids)
Biological process (GO): formaldehyde catabolic process
Cellular component (GO): cytosol
Molecular function (GO): zinc ion binding; S-(hydroxymethyl)glutathione dehydrogenase [NAD(P)+] activity
Source: RefSeq, a predicted model, not a curated record